Molecule: messenger RNA, 1158 nt
Organism: Doryrhamphus excisus (bluestripe pipefish)
Lineage: Eukaryota; Metazoa; Chordata; Actinopteri; Syngnathiformes; Syngnathidae
Gene: ubtd1a
Product: ubiquitin domain containing 1a
Molecular function (GO): protein binding
Source: RefSeq, a predicted model, not a curated record
AGAGCUUGAUCAGGCUUUAAUUCUAGAUCGAUGCAAUCUCUUGUACAGUUUGUUCUUUUCUCCAGAAUACAGCGUAGAAAUAAUUGCAGAUUUUUAUUUUAUGUUACUGUAUUUGUAGAUAACUUUUAAGUGAUUUCCUGAAGUCUGCAGGAGAACUAGGACAUUUAUUUUUAUUUGUUGUCCUUUUUGUUUGCGCGCAUCUUCAGGUUUUGGUGAAAAUUUGGGAGUUCUAAUGUGGCAAGCUAACUGUCGACGAAUGCAUCAUUUGGCAGACUGGGUUUCUGGGACCGUGAUGGGAGGCUGCGUGGGGAGGAGGAGCAGGACUGAUGGACAAGGGAGUACCAGAAGCUUGACCAGGAGCAAAAAACGUGGAGGACGCAAUGAGCCUCUCCGAAAGGAGCGUCCCAAGUGGAAGAGCGAGUACCCGAUGACUGAGGGCCAGUUAAGGAGUAAACGGGAUGAGUUUUGGGACACAGCUCCAGCCUUUGACGGACGGAAAGAAAUCUGGGAUGCGCUCCGAGCAGCAGCCCUCGCUGCAGAAUGCAGUGACCUGGAGCUAGCGCAGGCCAUUGUGGACGGUGCCUGCAUCACUCUGCCUCACGGCUCUCUCACUGAGAGUUAUGAUGAGCUGGGCAACCGCUACCAGCUGCCAGCAUACACUUUAGCCCCUCCUGUCAACCUCAUCACCGAAACAUGCAACGAAAGCAAAGUUGGCGAAUCCACGCAAAAACAAGCGCAGCCUCCUCCCUGCAGGCAAGAGUUCCAGCUGCGUGUGCGACUGUCCACCGGAGAGGAUGUGCGUCUGACAGCCAGCAUGGCCGACUCCAUCGCUGAGUUGAAGAAGCAGCUGGAACAACAAGAGGACAUUGAUGUCUCCCGCCAGAGGUGGUUCUUCUCAGGGAAACUUCUCACUGACAAAACUCGUCUGCAGGAUGCCAAAAUCCAGAAAGACUUUGUUGUCCAAGUCAUCGUCAACGUGAACCCUCCAGUUAUAUCCAACUGAAACAAAGCAAAAGGGCCACAAAGUGGUGGUAUUUAAAUGGAAGCAGGGCUGGACAUGUUUAUGAGAUUUUGUGUACAAUUUUAUAUAUAAGAGAAUUGCUUUUAUAUUGUUCCUUUUUGUAUUUGUUUUCCCUGUUUUUCCAAAGAAAUUAAGAA